Carcharodon carcharias (great white shark) is the source of this 1074-nucleotide messenger RNA. It is a transcript of the gene neurod1, whose product is annotated as neuronal differentiation 1. The record is from RefSeq and is a predicted model, not a curated record. NCBI's taxonomy places the organism in Eukaryota, Metazoa, Chordata, Chondrichthyes, Lamniformes, Lamnidae. Gene Ontology annotation, molecular function: protein dimerization activity. The transcript has a single exon. The coding region runs from base 1 to 1074 and encodes 357 amino acids. Gene Ontology annotation, biological process: regulation of DNA-templated transcription; nervous system development.
AUGACAAAAUCGUACACAGAAAACAUGAUGCCAGAAACGCAGAGCAAUCCCAGUUGGACGGAUGACUGUCUCAGUUCCCAGGAUGAGCACGAAACCGACAAAAAGGACGAUGAGAACGAAGCCAUGAGUCUCACUUUCAAAGUAGAAGCGGAAGGACUUGAUAAAAUGGGAGAGGAUGAUGAUGAUGAAGAGGAAGAAGAGGAUGAAGAUGACGACGAGGAGGAGGAUGAAGUGGACGAGAAUGAAGAUCAAAAACCUAAACGGCGGGGACCCAAGAAAAAGAAAAUGACGAAAGCCAGAUUGGAGAGGUUUAAAAUGAGGAGGAUGAAAGCUAACGCCAGAGAGAGAAAUCGCAUGCACGGACUGAAUGCAGCACUGGAUAGUCUGCGGAAGGUCGUGCCCUGUUAUUCCAAAACGCAAAAACUGUCCAAGAUCGAGACUCUGAGACUAGCUAAGAACUAUAUCUGGGCUUUGUCGGAGAUCCUGCGUUCUGGAAAGAGCCCCGAUCUUGUGUCAUUCGUGCAGACGCUCUGCAAAGGUUUAUCCCAGCCCACCACUAAUCUAGUAGCUGGCUGCCUUCAGUUAAACCCGCGAACUUUCCUUCCAGAGCAGAACCAGGACAUGCCACAUAUGCAAACGGCCAGUGCUUCCUUCUCCGUCCACCCAUACACGUACCAGUCCCCUGGUCUUCCGAGUCCGCCCUACGGUACUAUGGACAGUUCCCACAUUUUUCAUAUCAAGCCGCAUAGUUAUGCAGGAGCCCUGGAACCUUUUUUCGAAAGCACUCUCACUGAAUGCACUAGCCCGUCCUUCGACGGACCGUUAAGCCCACCUUUAAGCAUCAACGGGAAUUUCUCUUUCAAACAGGAGCCUUCUCAAGAGUUUGACAAGAACUAUACGUUCACCAUGCACUACCCUGCAGCCACGCUGGCCGGACCCCAAGGACACAACUCCAUGUUUUCUUCCAGUACCCCUCGGUGUGAAAUCCCCAUAGACAACAUUAUGCCAUACGACACCCACUCGCAUCACGAGCGAGUUAUGAGUGCCCAGCUUAAUGCAAUCUUCCACGAUUAA